UUCAAAACACAAGAGUGAAAGAAGUGGGUAUAUAUAAAAGGAACCCUUAAACAAACUUCAUUCUGUCCCACUCUUUUUCCUCGCAUUUCUUCACUCUUCUUUUCUUCUCCGAUCUAUACACUUAUCUGAAAUGAACCAAACCACCGUCGCCAACUUCGAAAAACCAAUAGGAUGCUACUCUCCAUCGGUUCAAGAGCUUAUUGUUAUUGAUGAUGUGCUCUCGGCCAUGGUUGGCAUUGAAGGUCGGUACAUCUUAAUAAAAACAGUUCGAGGAAAGAAUGAUGAUAUUUCUUUCCUGGUCGACCCAUCAAUGGAUUUGGCCCUGCAGGAAUUGGCAAAACGGAUAUUCCCCCUUUGCAAAAGUUUUUUGUUGAUUGACCAGUUUGUGGAGUCAAGGUCUCAGUUCCAGAAUGGUCUGGUUAAUCAUGCCUUUUCUGCUGCAUUGAGGGCUCUUCUUCUCGAUUACCAGGCUAUGGUGGCUCAACUUGAACACCAAUUUCGGUUUGGGAGGCUUUCUCUUCAAGGAUUGUGGUUCUAUUGUCAGCCCAUGAUGAGGUCAAUGCAGGCAUUGUCCAUUGUCAUACAAAAGGCUUCGGUCAACAACAUUUCUGGUUCAGCUGUUCUUAACUUACUGCAGAGCCAGGCAAAGGCUAUGGCUGGGGACAAUGCUGUGAGGUUGAUGCUGGAGAAAAUGACACAAUGUGCAAGUAGUGCUUACAUGAGCAUAUUAGAAAGAUGGGUUUAUGAAGGUGUAAUAGAUGAUCCUUAUGGUGAAUUUUUCAUCGCAGAGGACAAAUCUCUUCAGAAGGAGAGUCUCACCCAGGAUUAUGAAGCUAAGUAUUGGCGACAACGUUACAGUCUUAAAGAUGGAAUUCCUAGUUUCCUUGCAAAUAUCGCAGGGACAAUUUUGACGACGGGAAAAUAUUUAAAUGUCAUGAGAGAAUGUGGGCACAAUGUUCAGGUCCCUCCAUCAGAAAAUUCAAAACUUAUGAGUUUUGGAUCAAAUCAUCAAUAUCUUGAAUGUAUUAAGGCUGCUUAUAACUUUGCUAGCAGUGAACUCUUGAAUCUCAUUAAUGAUAAGUAUGAUCUUACGGGAAGGCUACGGUCAAUUAAACACUACCUUCUUCUAGAUCAGGGUGAUUUCUUAGUACAUUUUAUGGAUAUUGCAAGGGAUGAACUAGCAAAAAAGCCUGAUGAAGUCUCAGUUGAGAAGCUGCAGUCACUAUUAGACCUUGCAUUGCGUACUACAGCAGCUGCAGCAGAUCCUUUUCACGAAGGCUUAACAUGUGUUGUGGAAAGAUCUUCUUUGCUCAGAAGGUUGGGAACAUUUAAUGAUCUUGAAGUUAGUCAGAGAAGUUCUACUGAUAAUGAUUUGGAGGAAACCGUUAGCAUCACUGGACUUGAAACAUUUUCACUAAGUUACAAGGUGCACUGGCCACUGUCUAUAGUAUUAUCACGUAAAGCCCUCGCAAAGUACCAAUUAAUUUUUCGAUUCCUUUUCCACUGUAAACAUGUUGACCGUCAGUUGUGUGGAGCAUGGCAAAUACAUCAAGGAGUUCGUGCUCUCAAUACGCGAGGAACUGCUAUUUCCAGAUCAUCUCUUCUUUGCCGUAGUAUGCUUAAAUUUAUUAAUAGCCUUCUACACUAUCUGACAUUUGAGGUUAUUGAACCAAACUGGCAUGUGAUGUAUAACAGACUUCAGACAGCAAAUAGCAUAGAUGAGGUUAUUCAGCACCACGAUUUUUUCCUUGAUAAAUGUUUGAGAGAAUGCUUACUUCUUUUACCUGAGCUGCUGAAGAAGGUGGAAAGGCUUAAAUCCAUGUGCCUGCAAUAUUCAGCAGCAACGCAGUGGCUUAUAUCAUCUUCUAUUGAUUUAGGUGACUCAGAGGAACCUAUUGAUUCAGUUGGCUUGAAUAAAGCCAAAAGGAAGUCAGGUCAGGUCUUGAAGUCAACCACCAAAAACGUGGCAGUCACUGAUUCUGUUCUGAAAUUUGAGAAAGAGUUUAACACCGAGCUUCAGAGUCUUGGAUCUAUCUUGAGCAAUAACUCCCAGGCAGAACCAUACCUGGCACAUCUUGCACAAUGGAUUCUUGGUGUUAAAAAUGAACAAAAUGGUUUAUGAAUGGCUUUAACUUGCAGUAUGUAAGAUAGCAAUUAUGCACAAGGUAGCGUGAUUUUCAGGUAUAGGUGUUGUUGACACUCUCACAGAGGCAGAUAAUUGUGUUUGUACCGAUAUUUCAGAAAAAUAAUCCUUAUUUUUCAAGUGUUCUCUACGUUAUUUUUUUUCUCAAUUUACUUGGUAAUUGAUGAUUUGGCCGUCAAAGACAACGAUGUAUAGAUACUGUCUAAUGUUGUGUUUUUAUUCUGAUUUAACUAUUCCAAUAGUUACUGUUACUGUUA
Messenger RNA from Vigna radiata var. radiata (mung bean), 2400 nucleotides. RefSeq names its product gamma-tubulin complex component 2. The record is from RefSeq and is a predicted model, not a curated record. The coding region runs from base 131 to 2122 and encodes 663 amino acids. Gene Ontology annotation, cellular component: centrosome; gamma-tubulin small complex; spindle pole. Gene Ontology annotation, biological process: mitotic cell cycle; microtubule nucleation; meiotic cell cycle. Gene Ontology annotation, molecular function: microtubule minus-end binding; gamma-tubulin binding. The transcript is spliced from 19 exons. Lineage: Eukaryota; Viridiplantae; Streptophyta; Magnoliopsida; Fabales; Fabaceae.